Hemisphaericaspora subhashii is the source of this 2094-nucleotide messenger RNA. RefSeq lists its product as uncharacterized. Gene Ontology annotation, biological process: nucleoside diphosphate catabolic process. Gene Ontology annotation, cellular component: membrane. Gene Ontology annotation, molecular function: nucleoside diphosphate phosphatase activity. Lineage: Eukaryota; Fungi; Ascomycota; Pichiomycetes; Serinales; Debaryomycetaceae. The transcript has 2 exons. The record is from RefSeq and is a predicted model, not a curated record. Bases 1 to 2094 code for a protein of 697 amino acids.
AUGACAGCCCUCGGGAAACGUAAGAACAAGACAGGGAAGAGUUUGAAAUCAAAACAAGCACCCUUAUAUUCCAAAGAUGGUAUUCCAUAUGACUACAUUAUCAUAAUUGAUGCUGGGUCAAAAGGAUCCAGGGUCUAUGUCUAUAAUUGGUUAAACCCAACUGCUGCAUUAGAGAAUGGAAUAAAUUUGAAUAGAAAUAAUCCUCUUGAACGAGUGAAAUUAGUUAGAAGAUUUGAACAACGUGACGACGACGACGACGAACAAGAAGAAGAGUCUAAUGAAGCACUAUUACCACAAGUUCAAACUAAAGAAAAAUGGCAUAAGAAAAUAACCCCCGGUAUUUCUUCAUUUGAUAAAAACCCAAAGAAGAUAGGUAAACAACAUUUAUAUUAUCUUCUUGAACGUGCAUCUCAAAUCAUCCCAAAAUCACAACAUUAUCGUACUCCAAUCUUCCUCCAUGCAACUGCUGAUUGUUCGUCUCAUGUUAAUGUUAUCCAUGGAGAAGAUGAGGGGUUAUUUGGGUGGUUAUCUAUAAAUUCCAUUAUAGGAUCAUUUGAUCAUCCUGAAUUACAUCAACAUGGGAAUAAUCAUUCUACUUAUGGGUUAUUGGAUAUGGGUGGUGCAAGUACUCAAGUGGUUUUCCAACCAAAUACUACUGAAGUGGAAGAACAUCAACAAAACUUAUAUCAUGUUUUAUUAAACCAAGUACCUAAAUUAUCAACAUCUGACGAAGAUACCGAAUAUUCAUCUCCCAAUCCAAUCGAAUUUAAUGUUUAUUCUGAUUCAUUUUUAGGAUUUGGAAUGUAUCAAGCUCAUAAACAAUAUUUCAAAUAUUUACGAGAUAAAUUCAAUAAAGAAAAGAAUAUUGAUCAUAAUGCCAAAUUUAGAUCAAAUAUCCCUGACCCAUGUUUACCUAAAGGACAUGUCACUUCUCAAAUAAUAGAUGGAUAUAAUUAUGAUUUCACGGGUGAAAGUGAUUUUAAUGAAUGUUUGAAUAAUAUAUUCCCAGUAUUACAAAAUUCAACUAAUGGUAGUAUUAAUGAAAAUUGUAAUCAAUUCAAUGAAACUGCAAAAGCAAGUAGUUGUUUAUUAAAUAAUUCAAUUCCGGUGUUUGAUUUCAAUAUAAAUCAUUUUGCAGCCGUCAGUGGAUAUUGGAAUUCAAUUGAAGAUUUAUUAUCAUAUCAAAAUAGCAAAAGAGAUAAAGAAGAUCAAAAGAAUACAUAUGAUUAUAAAGUAAUAUUCGACAAGACUGAAAAAGUAUGUUCAAGUUCAUAUUCCCAACUUCUUGAAUUCAAUGAAGAUAAUAAAUCCCACAAAUUGUCAGAAGAAGAAUUAUCUGAAUUAUGUUUCAAAUCAUCCUGGAUAUUAAAUUUCCUUCACCUCGGGCUCGGAUUCCCUAGAUUCGGAAUUGAUGAAAUCACAAACACAACCACUAAUGGAUUCGAAUCACUUCAAAUGAUUGAACAAUUAGGCGGAACCCAAUUCUCAUGGACUUUGGGUCGAGCAAUCCUAUAUUCCAACGACGAGUACGUUCAGGCAUAUAACAACUAUACCACCAGAACAACCAACACCACCGAAGUCAGUCUAUUAAAGAGAUCAGGAUAUUAUCACCGUUCUUCAGAAAGUCUAUAUCACUACGGUGCCGAACAGAGUGGAAUUCCACCGCGACCAGCAUUCAUCACCCCAAGAGCCGACCAAACUUACAAGUAUUUCGAUUAUGAAAAAUCAUCAGCACCAAAACUGGAAUUUGAUUCAAGUCCUCUGAAUAAUCAUCGAUGGUAUGGAAUGUUUGCAUUUUUGAGUUUGGUAUUUGUGGUGGGGUGGUUGAUGAUUGGAUCUAGUCGAAGAAGACAGGUUGUUCAUAGAGUGAAGGCGAAGAUGGGUGAUUGGAGAAGGAUGGUUCCUGGUUAUAAUGAUUCGAAAUAUGUUCAAUUAGGUCCGGAUUUGAAUGAUGGUGAUGAUUUGGAGAAUGGGUAUGAGUUGGAUGAUAUUGUGGAUUCGACUAGUAGUAGUAGUAGUAGUAAUAUCGAUCAACAAUUUCAGAUUGGAGAUGAAGAUGAAGAGGAUGAUGAUUCAGAGAAUUUGAUUGUAUAG